UCGGUUUUGCUUUCAAAAUCAUUAUUCUCACUUUCCAUUUGGUCUGUCUUUAUGAAGUUAACUUUAUUCUGAAGAUGGAUUUUCAUCAUUUCUUGGCGCACACACACACACACACACACACAGGCAUGAAUUUGACACAACAACAACGACGUACUUGACAUUCAUUCACCCCGAACGACCAGUAAAAUUUGCACGUUUGUACAAGUGGUAAAAUAGCGCAUGCUACUUUAUACACAAGUCAGUGUAUGUGAAGUGACUGGCUCAAUAUUUACACAUCUGUACGUGUGGCUACUGAAACCCCGCUUAGCACUACCGCGUACGGUAUGAAGCUGUCGAAUGAUAAACGGAAGUGGGGGGGCGGUUCUGCGUCACGGUUCCCUGUGUACGGAAGUCUCGCGGAUGACGAUACCACAGGAGACGCGGUCGAGAAUCGCCGGCUUCAACAUCAACCGCGACUUUUACGGCUGACGUUAAUUCCACGGCUGAAUAUCACAUGUGAAAACCAGGACUCUGCGCUUGAAUGUUGUGGUACCACCAUCAUCAUCAUCAUCAUCCAUCACUGGAGAUGAGUAUGUUACAGUAAUUAAAUGAGGAUUUUGGACCCCCCCGCCUCCUUUCUUGGCCUUGCAGCCCCACUGAGCCCAGUUGAGCAGGGAGCUGCCAUGCCCCAGUGAGGAUGGGUCAGCACAUCUGCAUCUGUUCCCGAAGCUCCAUCACCAUAGAGAAUAAGAAAUACUACUUCAUACAGAAGCUAGAGGAGGGUGGGUUCAGCUAUGUGGACCUGGUGGAGGGUGCUCAGGAUGGGCGAUUCUAUGCAUUAAAGAGGAUUCUCUGCCAUGAUCGGGAGGGCCGCCAGGAGGCGCAGACAGAGGUGGAGAUGCAUCGUCUGUUCAAUCACCCCAACGUCCUGCCUCUGUCCGGCCACACCUUUGUAGACCGUGGGGGAAAAACUGAGGCCUGGCUGCUCUUGCCCUACAUCAGUAAGGGAAGCCUGUGGUCUGUGCUGGAGAAAUUGAGGGACAAAGGAGGCUUCAUGCCAGAGGAUCGCAUCUUGCACAUAUUCCAGGGCAUCUGCACUGGUGUUAAAGCCCUUCAUGACAAAGGUUAUGCACACAGGGACCUGAAACCAACAAACAUCCUCCUGGAGGAAGAUGAUCGACCCAUUCUGAUGGACCUAGGCUCUAUGAAUAAAGCCCGUAUUGAGGUUCGGGGAUCUCGUGAGGCUAUGACAUUGCAGGACUGGGCAGCCCAGAGGUGUACCAUCUCUUACAGGGCACCAGAGCUGUUUAAUGUGGAGAGCCACUGUGUUAUCGAUGAGCGCACAGACAUCUGGUCCUUGGGCUGUGUCCUAUAUGCCAUGAUGAUGAUGGAGGGUCCCUUUGACCUGUUGUUCCAGAAGGGUGAUAGUGUGGCUCUGGCUGUGCAAAACCCUGUGAUCAUCCCUCAGCCAUGUAGGUACUCCCAAGGACUUCAGACCCUCCUGAGCUCCAUCAUGGUUCCCAACCCUCGGGAACGGCCAGAUAUCAACUGGAUCCUGGACCAAGUUCGGCACCUGUGCUCACUGGAGCGCCCUGUCGAAGCCAAUAUGGUAUGAUGUUCCUGAGGAGAGAGGAAUCCACUCGUGGUUCCUCUCUGAGACUCCAUUAUGGACUGUCCCCUUUUGGAGCAUCUUUACCUUAGCACUCAGGCCUUCUGCUCUUCUGCUCUUGAACCACAAAUUUUACAGAGCUGUUGGUGAAAACUGUAUGUCCACACCAGUAAAAUACGAAUACAUACACACCCAUUCACAAAUGCAGGCAUGGACACAAUCACACAAGCAAGCAUGCAGACAAGUCCAUUCACAGUAGGCCUCCUUGUACAGUUGGUCACUUCAGACCUGGCAGCUGCUGCAUGCACGUUUUUGAAAAGCAUACACAUAGCUUGGCAUGCAACGUUUUAAUCUUUUUUUUUCUUUUUUUAAUGGGUUUUAUGAUUUGGUGUAUAGACCAGGAAACUUCAGUGCCUAAAAAAAUUAUUAAAUGGUUAUUGAUUUGAGCUUCAUGUCUCAGCAUGCAGAAGUGACUUGUAAUAGUUGAAUAGGGUGAAAAUGGGCAACACAGAAGUCAAAACCAAAAUGGAUGGUAUUUUGAGAUGCAUGGUAAUAUGCAUGCAUCUCUAACUGAAAACUUUGAACUGAUGUGAACUUAAGAAUGCAAUACCCACUUGGACAUAAUGAGAUGGAGCAAAAAGAUGUUUGACAUCCUUUACAGUUGGUAUCCAGUAGGUUUAAGUUAUGCAGAAAAUUACAUCCAUUUAAAAUUCAGCAAGGGACCUGUUUCCCCUGACACUUCUGGACUACCUGCCAGUUACCAUGGCAACAACAUAUGACAGGCUCUUAGAAGAAUCUUUCUUCAAGGCCUUCAUUAAAACUGCUGCUGGUGAAGAGAUUAUAGCCUAUUUCUUCUUAGUUAAAGAUUAAUAAAAUAAUCAUGUUGAAUGUUUAACAGGUAGUAAGGUAUAGACUUGUAAAUGCAGUACUAGUGGCCAGAUCAGUCCUGUUUGAAAAGGUACUGUACAGUGCUUGUCUUUGGCCUAUGGCCUUAUUUCUCACCAUAAAGGCUUUUUCAGUCUGAGGACACAAGGCCUUAAAGUGUCCCUUAAUGUGCUAGCUUCAUUCAUGACUUAUUCAUCCAGGGUUUUUCUGGUUUUCAUUUUACCCAGAAAAGCAAAUGAUCACAUUCAAAACCUAUUCAGAUUCCUGGAGAUCUUCAGUUGUUGUGUGUGUUUUUGUUUUGUGUGUGCGUGCGUACGCAGAUGCAUUCCAAAGCUACAUGUCUUUCAGGAGUCUUUGGUUUCUGUUGAACCAGUGUUGUAUUCUCUGUAUGGUGUGAUUACAUACUAUGUAUAUUUAUAGCACACUUUUUGUCAGCUUGUCUUGGUAUUUGUUUUGAAAAGGUACAUUUUGUAUGUCUCAUUAACUGUCCAAAGAAUAAGCGUGUUCCUCAUUUUAGAUCUCAUGAAGAAUUUGAACACAUUAAUAAAACUGAGGGCCAUGCAUCUUUGUAGAAGUUUUAAAAUAGUAUUUUACUGUUACGGUUGUGAUUUGUCAUUUUCUAAGCUUUGAAAAUGCAACCAGUUGCUAGAGCUGGUUGGGUAAUAAGUCUGUACCCAUAUCUUUAGGACAUUCCAUAAGUUCCAUUUUUUUUUUUUUUUAAAAAAAUGCAUUCCUGUUGUGUAUUUAAACUAAAAUGGAGGACAAGAUGAUUAAAUAUUAGUUUGACCAACUAAGCCUUGUGUGUCA
Messenger RNA from Scleropages formosus (Asian bonytongue), 3280 nucleotides. It is a transcript of the gene stk16, whose product is annotated as serine/threonine kinase 16. Gene Ontology annotation, molecular function: protein serine/threonine kinase activity; ATP binding. The record is from RefSeq and is a predicted model, not a curated record. Gene Ontology annotation, biological process: protein phosphorylation. Bases 677 to 1594 code for a protein of 305 amino acids. NCBI's taxonomy places the organism in Eukaryota, Metazoa, Chordata, Actinopteri, Osteoglossiformes, Osteoglossidae. The transcript has 8 exons. Gene Ontology annotation, cellular component: Golgi apparatus; cytoplasm.